Molecule: messenger RNA, 1792 nt
Organism: Malania oleifera
Lineage: Eukaryota; Viridiplantae; Streptophyta; Magnoliopsida; Santalales; Ximeniaceae
Product: pentatricopeptide repeat-containing protein At1g07590, mitochondrial
Exons: 2
Coding region: 63-1661 (532 amino acids)
Cellular component (GO): mitochondrion
Molecular function (GO): protein binding
Source: RefSeq, a predicted model, not a curated record
AAAACGUAACUCAUGACCCAGAACCCGCUCUGGGAGUGGGAGUUGCGUGCGUCAGGAAAGCAAUGCGAGCUGCGGGCCUUGUGUGGGAAAGGACACUCUUUCAAGCCAUACGACGUCGAACGUCCACUGUUUUUUCCUCUCUUGUCAACCGAACACCUUCUGGUUUCUCCGCCUUCUUAUUUUGCUCCCAGGCGCCGCCGGUUAACUUGCCGGAGUUGCAAAGUGUGGAACCGAAGCAAGAAGAACCCGAGCAGUGCUUGUCUCGGAGGAUUGAGCAGCUCCCGAGGGGAGAAUCUGUUGGGUCUGCUUUCCAGAGCUGGAUGGGUGACGGCUUCCCUGUUCACAGAGGCCUCAUUUUUCACGCCAUUAACCGUUUGAGAAAGCUCCACAUGAACAAACGCGCCAUGCAGGUCAUGGAAUGGGUGAUCAGGGAGAGGCCCUACAAGCCAAAGGAGCUGGACUACUCCUAUCUACUUGAAUUCACAACUAAGCUUCAUGGGAUAGAACAAGGCGAGAGGCUCUUUUCUCAUGUCCCUCCUGAGUUCCAGAAUGAGUUGCUCUACAAUAAUCUUGUCAUUGCCUGCCUGGAGAAAGGGGUUAUAAGGCUUUCGCAAGCAUACAUGAAGAAGAUGAGGGAACUAGGCCAUCCUAUCUCGCACUUGAUUUUCAACCGCCUCAUAAUACUCCAUUCUUCCCCUAGCCGCAAGAAAUCCAUCCCAAAAAUCCUGACUCAAAUGAAGGCUGAUAGAGUGUCCCCCCAUGUCUCAACUUACAACAUUCUCAUGAAAAUAGAAGCUAAUGAACACAACAUUGGAGGAUUGGUCAGGGUCUAUAGUGACAUGAAGAGAGCAAACGUCGAGCCAAAUGAAAUAUCAUACUGCAUAUUGGCCACCGCACAUGCUGUGGCGAGGUUGUAUACAGCAUCUGAGGCUUAUGUUGAAGCCGUGGAGAAGUCUGCGACAGGGAAAAACUGGUCAACUCUAGAUGUCCUAAUUAUAUUGUAUGGAUAUUUGGAGAAGAGGAAGGAGCUAGAACGGACGUGGAGUAGUGUGACAGAACUUCCCCAUGCGAGGUCCAAGAGUUACAUGCUUGCAAUUGAAGCAUUUGGUAGGAUUGGAGAGAUAAGUCGGGCAGAAGAGCUUCUUUCAGAACUGAAGUCAGAAAAGGGAUUGAAAUCAACAGAGCAGUUCAACUCAAUAAUAUCUGUUUAUUGUAAACAUGGUUUCAUUAGUAAGGCUUCUAAGCUUUAUCGGAAAAUGAAGGAAAGUGGAUGCAAACCAAAUGCCAUAACUUAUCGACAUCUUGCUCUGGGUUGCUUGAAAGCGAAUCUGGUGGAAGAAUCUUUGAAAACUCUAGAGUUGGGUGCAAAUCUAAGGACCAGCACCAGGGUUAGGAAAUCGACCCCCUGGUUGGAGACGACUCUUUUGAUAGUUCAGAUUUUUGCAGAGAAGGGUGAUGUAGAGAAUGCUGAAAAGUUGUUUGAAGAACUGGACAGUGCAAGGUAUACAAGGUAUACUUUUGUGUACAAUACCUUGAUUAAGGCUUAUGUGAAGGCCAAAAUUUAUGAACCAAGUCUUUUGAGAAGAAUGAUACUUGCAGGAGCCAGGCCAGAUGCAGAAACCUAUAGUCUGAUGAAACUUGCAGAGCAGCUUCAGACUUGAUUGCUGUUGUUAUAUGAUUGUAAGAAAUACAUCAUUGAUUAUUAUCAAUACAUAUAAAGCACUUGAAUUGUUGUGGCAAUUCAAAGAAAAUAAAAUGAAGGAAAUCUGGGAGGAUCAUACCGCAAAUUUUU